AUGGAUUCGUCUCCGACUCAACGCUUGAAUACACGUCGACUGCCACGUGCCACGACCUUCGAGGGGUAUCAACGUCGCAACUCGACUCUCUCGGACUCGCUGUCCGAAGCCCGUAAUUCCAUUCGCUCAUCCACCGAUGGGUUGUUUCUCCCUCGUGUAGCAAAAGGUCGCGAUGCCCUGUCAACCGAAGAAUCGCAUUGGCAUUCUGCGCCCCUCGGGCUGGCCCUGUUGCCUGCAAUUGCAGGCAUCUUCUUCCACGAAGGCAGUGCAUUUGUCACCGAUGUCACAUUGCUAGUACUGGCUGCUAUAUUCCUCAACUGGUCUGUCCGGUUGCCUUGGGACUGGUAUCGCUCGGCCCAGGCCAUCCGACAAGAAGAAAGUGGAUUCCCAGCGCCCGACGAUCCCACCCCGUUCGAGCCAGACGAAGAUGAAGCAGAGUCCCCAACUACUACCCAGCCACAUCGGAACUCAGCAACAGCAUCAGCUCGCUCCGAGCUCCAAAUCCACGAGCUCGCCGCGCUCGCCGCAUGCUUCAUAUUCCCCGUAAUCGGCACCUGGCUCCUCCACGCCAUCCGAUCCAGCCUCUCCAGACCCUCAGAGGGCCUAGUAUCAAACUACAACCUAACCAUCUUCCUCCUAGCCUCCGAAGUCCGCCCAGUGGCGCACCUCCUAAGACUAAUCCAAAAGCGCACCCUCCACCUGCAACGCAUCGUAGCCUCCUCAGAACCAUUCGUCAACCCCACAACCAUCCAAGACCUAACAAAGCGCCUCGAAGAGCUAGAAGCACACGUCGCCGAAACCGCUUCUGCGCGCUCUGCCGAAUCCCAUGAUGGCCGUCCUUUAUCGCCAAAGGAACAGCCCGAAACCCCGUCCCUCGUGGCACAGUCCGUCCUCGAGACCCGCAAGUCUAUACAGCCAGACAUCGAGGCCCUGAAUCGCGCUGUGCGCCGCUACGAGAAACGCUCCGCGGUCUUCACGCUGCAGACUGAUCAGCGCUUCGCGCAUCUAGAAACGCAGGCUGGGGAUGCGAUUGCUCUCGCUGCGGCUGCACAGCGGAGCUCUGCGUCUCGUCGUCCGAACUAUGCGCUCGUAUUGUUAGACUGGGCUUGUGCAUGCAUUGUAAUCCCCGCACAACUUGCGCUGUCAGCUGCUAGUUUGCCCGGCCGGGCGGUGUUGGGGUGUUGGGAUGCUGCACGGCGUAUGUUGACGGGUCGCAAAGCUGCGCCGCGAUCGAAGACCAAAUCUGGUUUGAAGGGAAAGGCCGGGGCUCCGGGGACUGGGUCUUCGGCCGUGUAUCGUCAGGGAGGGCUAGCGCCGCAGCGGCGGUCUGUGAGGAAUGGGGAUGGGAUGUGA
Molecule: messenger RNA, 1353 nt
Organism: Penicillium paradoxum
Lineage: Eukaryota; Fungi; Ascomycota; Eurotiomycetes; Eurotiales; Aspergillaceae
Exons: 2
Coding region: 1-1353 (450 amino acids)
Source: RefSeq, a predicted model, not a curated record